Messenger RNA from Setaria italica (foxtail millet), 3036 nucleotides. Its product is annotated as LEAF RUST 10 DISEASE-RESISTANCE LOCUS RECEPTOR-LIKE PROTEIN KINASE-like 2.3. The record is from RefSeq and is a predicted model, not a curated record. Gene Ontology annotation, molecular function: protein kinase activity; polysaccharide binding; ATP binding. Lineage: Eukaryota; Viridiplantae; Streptophyta; Magnoliopsida; Poales; Poaceae. The transcript is spliced from 4 exons. Bases 948 to 2852 code for a protein of 634 amino acids. Gene Ontology annotation, biological process: protein phosphorylation.
UGAAAUGGAGGGAGUAACUAAAGGCACAACCCCACUAGAGGUCUUUCUCCGUAGAGUAUGGCAUCCAAUCAAUUCAUCAAUCAAGCCCACCAGUACCAUACGCCAUCUUGUUUCUCACCUCGAACCGGUCCUCUUCCCCAUCUCCGAUUAUUUCUCUAUGGUGCCUUCACCUCUCCUCCAUCAUUCUCCUUUCUAGCAGCUCAUUCGCCGGAUCUACCCCAGCUACCACCCGAACCCUACGGAUAGCAAUUCCCCUAGCCACAUCAGCAAUUCGUCUACGUGGUAGUGUAUUUAUUGCUAUGGAAACUAUCCUCGUCACUGCGUUGGGACUGCCCUGAUACGUGAGAUGAGUUUCAUGAGACGCGCAGUUAUCUAGUUCUCAAUCUUAAUAAUUAUGUAAUAAAACUGUACACUGAGACUGGCCUUAAAAGAAGACUUGAGACUUGGGUCUUGGGUCAGUGGUGAGUGAGUGGUGACUUCAGCGCAUCUUUCCCAUGCACGGCAACCACAAGACUACCUGCAUGAAAGGUAAAAGUACAAUGCACCGGCAAUUUUCGAUCUCGUACUUCUGCGCAAGUAAACUGUUCAACUCUUCCACCAAAAUCUGCCUCGCCAUGCAUCACUCCUCCACAUCACCAUAGAUUCCUGCUACAGCUAUCAUUUUAUCUGUUGCCAGGCUGUUCCUCUGCUCCCCAUCGCACUCAACCAGUGUUCGAUCACCAUGAUAUGCAAAGAUGUGUUCACUUUUGAAGAUUGUCGAAAUGCCCAGUCAAACAUUUCGGCAGCUACAGUCAACACAGCCACACAGUGACACAGGACGCGCGGGCCCACCUUCGCUAUUUAGUCGGUCACUUUAGCGGUUGUGCCUCAUGUGCUCCCAUCACCGAUUCACCCCUUUGUUCGUUUCGUCGCUACUGCAAUAGUCUAAACCUUCCCACUCUUCUCCGAUGGCUCCGUCCUUGCUGCUCUUCCUCGUCUCGUCGGUGCCGCUGAUUCUUGCUGCCGGAGAAGAGCACUGCCCGACCGUGCCAGUGGCAUGCGGCAAAGUCAACAUCACCUUCCCGUUCGCGAUCGUCCCGGAUGAGGCCACGGAGACCAGCUGCGGUUUGAUUGGGUUCCAGGUUCGUUGCUCGAACAACACCCCGUACCUCGGCUACCAUAAUGGGCUCUACGGACACCAGUUCCAGAUCCUCGACAUCUUCUACAACAACGCCUCCUUGCUCCUUGCCGAUGUCCACAAGCUCCAAGACUUCAAUAACUCUGCUUCGGAAAAAUGCCACGCCCCGACGAACAACAGCUCCAACAAUCUCGGUAUUCCGUUCUCGAUCAGCCCUAUUAACCAGAACCUGAUCUUCUACAACUGCACGAAGCCCCUGUCGGAGGAGGAGAGGUGGAGCCGCGGGCUUGUGGAGACGACCUGCGGGAACAUGACGUUCGUUCGCGUCGCCGGGCGUUCCGACGGCUUGGGAAGCUACGACAGCUACUUUUUGGAGGGCUGCAACUCUACCGUCGUGCCGGUGCUUGCGAGGUAUGGCCAUGCGAACGCGAGCAACUACAAAGAGCUCAUCAGCGAUGGCUUCGUCUUGACAUGGGAGGCGCCACUGAAGUCAGGAGGAAGCAAUAGGAAAAAGAUAGUCAGUAUCAUUUCGAUGACAGUAGCUGCAAGCUUGCUCCUACCAUGUAUAUAUAUGCUUGUAUGGCAUGGAAAGAGAGGAAAGCUACAUUUUUUCCUAUGUGAAAAGACUAGCAAAAGCACUGAAAGGAACAUUGAGGCCCUAAUAGUUUUGCAUGGAUCCCUAGCUCCAAAAAGAUACAAGUACUCACAAGUAACAAAGAUAACGUCUUCCUUUAGUGAUAAGCUUGGGGAAGGUGGUUAUGGUUCGGUUUUCAAAGGAAGGCUAGAUGAUGGUCAUCAAGUUGCUGUGAAAUUCUUACACGACUCCAAAGGAGAAGGGGAGGAUUUUGUUAACGAGGUUAUGAGCAUUGGCAGGACCUCUCAUGUUAAUAUUGUUAGCUUAUUUGGGUUUUGUUUGGAAGGCUCAAAGCGGGCCCUAAUAUAUGAGUACAUGCCCAAUGGUUCUUUGGAUAAGUUCAUAUACUCAGAGAGUCCUAAAGCAGUUUUAGGAUGGGAUAAGCUCUACACAAUAGCGAUUGGAAUUGCUCGAGGAUUGGAAUACUUGCAUCAUAGUUGUAAUACACGCAUUGUCCAUUUUGAUAUCAAGCCUCAAAAUAUCCUUCUAGAUGAGGAUUUUCACCCAAAGGUUGCUGAUUUUGGUUUAGCCAAAUUGUGUCAUACCAAGGAGAGCAAGCUUUCUAUGACUGGUGCUAGAGGAACAGUUGGUUUUAUUGCUCCUGAAGUUCACUCUCGAACCUUUGGAGUUGUUUCAACAAAAUCAGAUGUUUAUAGUUAUGGAAUGAUGUUAUUAGAGAUGGUUGGAGGCAGAAAAAAUGUGAAAUCAGUUGCUCAGAAAUCAAGUGAAAAGUAUUUUCCACAUUGGAUUUAUGAUCGUGUUAGACAAGGUGAUGGAUUACAAGCAUGUGAGGUCUCAAGUGAAAAUGAAGGAAUAGCCAAAAAGAUGAGUGUGAUUGGCUUGUGGUGCAUCCAAAUACUACCAAUGCAUCGCCCUACAAUAGCAAAGGUUUUGGAAAUGUUUGAGCGAGGUUUAGAUGAUUUGGACAUGCCACCGAGACAAAACUUCAGCCAAAUUCUCGAAGAUCCAUGUUGCAAUUUGAAUGCAGAAAGCACGAGUACAAGAAGUGGUACCAAAACUCAAGUUUUUAGCGAAGUGCUAAAAAUGAAGGAGAUGAGCGUUGUGAAUUCAAAAAGUUUACAUCGGUUACCAACUCUGUGACAAGGUUACCUAGCAUUGGAAUUAUGCACUGAACUUAUGCAUCUAUAUGAGCUAGGGUAGAAAUCUUAAGUUACUCUGAUACUUGUCUCAAAAGAAACAUGCUCACUAUACUAUUUUGCAUUCAAAGUCAUUAAGGCCCCAAGAAGGAAAGUUUUGCAACUAUGCAUACGAUAUUUUGACAUAA